This is a messenger RNA of Culex quinquefasciatus (southern house mosquito), 1334 nucleotides long. RefSeq lists its product as uncharacterized. The transcript is spliced from 2 exons. The coding region runs from base 851 to 1312 and encodes 153 amino acids. The record is from RefSeq and is a predicted model, not a curated record. Lineage: Eukaryota; Metazoa; Arthropoda; Insecta; Diptera; Culicidae.
AAAACAAAGCAAAAAUUCCGAUUUUUUGUCAACGACCGGGAAAAGUUUGCUCCGGGGUGAUCGCCCGGCUGUUCUCGUUUGUGGGGGCCAUCGCGAUCGGCAAACUGGUCAAGAGCACACUCGGCCCGAAGGGAAUGGACAAGAUUCUGAUUGCGCACGGCCGUAGCGCCGGCCAGGUUGAGGUCACCAACGACGGGGCGACGAUUUUGAAGGCGGUCGGCGUGGAAAUGAAUCGCUUCCAGGACGACGAUGGAAUGACUUCCGUGACGGUGUUGGUGUCAGAGUUGCUGAGCGAGGCGGAAAAGUUGCUCGAGCAAAAAUUUCACCCUCAAACGAGUGCGGCCAAGCAGGUGGCACGUUCGGCGCUGUUUGCCACGGCGUCGCUCAGCUCGAAGAUUUUUUCCAAGCAAAACUAUUUGCCGGCUGUUGCUUGGAUGAUUCGUUCCUGGACGAGGGUUUCCUGUUGGACAAGAAGACCGUUGUGCACAAGCCGAAACCCAUCGAGAACGCAAAGAUCUUGAUCGCCAAUGGACACGGUCAAGAUCAAGGUUUUUGGAUCGAGUAUGAAGAUGGACUCGGUGGUGAAGAUUGCCGAGCUGGCGACCAGGAGAAGAUGAAGGACAAGGUGACAACCAGAUCCAGGCUCGUCUCGGUCGUUGCGAUCUGUUUGAAAGUUUGCAUCGAUGUGAUCGCUCGUUCCAACAUCCGCAGGACACGGUGCCGGAUUAUCUCGUAAGGAGGCAAGUUGCUGCCCAACAUUAACUUCGCUCCAAAGUGGUAAGCAAACUGCACGUCAGCAUUGAGGAAUUUGGAGGAGAUUUCGGUGGAAUUGGAGGAGGAGAAAAAGUUCAUGGAUUCUAACGAUCAUUCCGGUGCCAGUGCUCAAUCUACAUCUCGCAGUGCGACUCGCAGCAAAACUGUCCGGCGCGUCCUACCUGAGUUAGAGGAUAAGCUGCAGCUGGAGAAUUUAAAAUUUAAGGUGCUUCUAUCGAACCAGAACCCUAGAUAUAUUCUCGCUGCAUCAGAAAGUGCGUCGGCCGCCAAGGAUAGACUAAACCAGCUGGGCAGUAAUCCGUGGAAGAUCAACAGCGAAGUGAUGGCGUUGUUCAUCAGAGCAGCAUCUCCAUGCUGGACCUUUCUUGCCCUCCCUCCGCGCAGUGAAUUGACCGGUUACGAUUGGUUCAUCUUGGUGCGCAAGAAGAUGAGCCACUGGCGCAAAGCUCACCUGAUUCCCCCACACCUGAACCACUCUGCCAUAACCUAUCCCACAGCCUCCUUAGUUCGGUAUGAUUUUGUACACAUAAUUGAAUAAAAUCCUUUUCUUUCUGUUGAUA